Molecule: messenger RNA, 1577 nt
Organism: Micropterus dolomieu (smallmouth bass)
Lineage: Eukaryota; Metazoa; Chordata; Actinopteri; Centrarchiformes; Centrarchidae
Product: Ras-related and estrogen-regulated growth inhibitor-like protein
Exons: 4
Coding region: 242-847 (201 amino acids)
Molecular function (GO): GTPase activity; GTP binding
Source: RefSeq, a predicted model, not a curated record
GAACCUAAUAUUUUCAUUCACCUGCUCACUGAAGCGGUUCCCCGCCACAGCAAGACGCGUGGGGUAGGCCACGUGCGGGAGACAUCAUUGAAUUCUUGCUGUUGUUGUUGUUGAGUGAUUUGUUUACCCCGCCCUCAUGUCUGCCCUAUAAUAACUGCUCUGAGCUUAUUGCGGUGGCACAGCAGCAGUCUCCUCUGCCUCACAUGGAGCUCAGCGGCUCGACACAGCUGUUUCUCUGAAAAUGGAUGCCAACAUUGUUGUCAUGGGGACUGAAAGCGUCGGAAAAUCAGCGCUGACUGUGCGCCUCUUGACUCGGAGAUUCAUCGGAGAGUAUGGAGAUAUUGAAUCCAUCUACAGUCACAGUUUUAUGGACGAUGGGAGGGAAAUCACUCUAAAUAUUUGGGAUUCACCUUAUUCUGAGGAUUUGUCUAUGGAGACGUCACUCUUUGCGAAGAAGGUCCAGUGGGCGGACGGCUUUGUUCUCGUCUACAGCAUCUGCGACAGGGUCAGUUUCAACACCGUUAGCAGGCUCAUCCAGACAAUCAAGUCCACUAAAGACUACCUGAACUCAGACAAAGCGCCCAUAGUGAUUGUGGGAAAUAAGAGGGACCUGCACCACAGGCGGACAGUGCUGAGUGAGGAGGGCUGGCUGCUGGCUCUCAAAACAGACUGCCACUUCUACGAGGUGUCGGUGGCCGAGAACUAUCACAGCGUGCUCAUGGUGUUUCACGGGCUGGUGGACAGGAUGAAGGACACCAAGCUGACCAUGAAGAGGCCUCUGGGGUUCAAGGGCAUAGUGAAAAGCAUGUCCGCAGUUUUCGCCAGGAGACGGACAGACUCCUUUUAGUAAAGACCGUGACAGAAAAAUGAAUCUGCAUAACAGAGGCUACACAUUAUGUGUAUUUUACUGGAUGGAUAUCGCAGUCUGUGAGGGGAAAUAGUACCAGAUGUGUCACAUGUUAUUUUGCCAAAGGUAACAAUGAAGUCUGGUGGAGACACCCCAGGGACGGGAGCUGCAUUUUUAAAAUGUGUGGAAAGACUCCAGAGAAGAAAAAAGCCACCGGCUUCAGAAAACAUGGAGACAAAACAAAGCCAUAGAGGUUACAGAUGUAUUUUGGGGACAGAUUUUGAGGUUAAGCUACACAAGACCCAUGGAAUUAAUCUCUUUCAUUAUGCAGACACUUGACAUGUGAUAUACUAUUGUGUGCAGCAAGGUAUGCAAUACGUUUUAGCUAUAUACACCAGCUGUGGCUUCAGAUGUGAGGAAAUUCUAUGCAGUAAUUAAAUGUCCUUUACUUAUGAUGGUGAUCAAAGAUAAUGUCAAGUUUUGUAUUGCUGGAAAAAGUGACUGAAAAGUGUCCUACUCAAUCCUGUAAUUCAUUCUUGAAAAUAAAAACACACAUAUUCUUAUUUAUUCAACACUACAAAGCAAACAAACAAACAAAGUGCUUUCUAUAUUUAUGAACCUCUCCCAUGUUUAAUUCACUGAUUAUGGGUCAUGCACUGAAAUGUAUCGUUUGUCUAAAGCUUCUUUUAUGGCUUACAAGCAUUUCAAUAAAACAUCAAAGAUGUGCAAA